Punica granatum (pomegranate) is the source of this 1741-nucleotide messenger RNA. The record is from RefSeq and is a predicted model, not a curated record. Lineage: Eukaryota; Viridiplantae; Streptophyta; Magnoliopsida; Myrtales; Lythraceae.
GAGUAAAGAUUCUGUUUAGCUGUUACUCCCACAAAAGCCUAUAUAAGGCAUGAAGUUCUUUCCUCUCCCUCUCCCUCUCCCUCUCCCUCCAAGGAAUCUCCGAAGACUUACCGAUCAACUCCUCACCAAAAGCCACUGUCCCUGCUGUGAACGGAUUUCGCGACCUCUGAAUCCGUUGUGAAGUGCUUGGAUAGAUCGCAAGCAUGACUGCUGGGAAGAUGCGUGGAGAGGCUGAUGAUGGGGAUAGUGCUGCGGCAUUGCCGAGCAUAUCAAUGCGAAUAGAUCACUAUCUGGAUGAGCUGUUAAAGAAAAAGGUUUCGAAGAGAGUGGAUGCUCUGACAUCUAUUAUUCGGAUCUUGUCCAGCAGGAUGCAGACUGAGUUCGUAGAGAAAAAUUUUGCAACCUUAUUGUAUCGGUUCCUAAUUUCGCUGAAGAAGGGCCCUGCCAGAGAGAGAGAUCUCGCCUCUAAUGCACUUGGACUGCUGGCAAUGACCAUCCAUUGCAGGGAUAAGGCACAUGAGCUCUACAAUGAGUCAACACCCUUACUGUCCAAGGCUCUAAAUUCCAAUUCUAAUACUUCAAAGGAAUUAGAUGGUUUGGCCAUCAUCACAUUUUUCUGUAAUGAGAAUUCAAUGGAGGUGGAGAAUAUGAUGCAGAUAAUAUGGGACAACAUCCAUCAAGGCAGUGACUCAACUGCAACAGGAAAUACUGACAGGAAGAUGUGUCUGAUAUCUGCGUGGUCUUUUCUCCUGUCAACUCUUGAUGGAUGGAGACUCAGUUGCAGAUGUUGGAAAGGGGCGAUUUCUUACUUCUCCAGAUUGUUGGAGGAUGAAGUGCUUCAUGGUGUGGCUUUGGAGGCACUUUUUUUGAUAUAUGAAAAUGGGUCUCUACAUAAAUUUUCUGGGGACCUUGUUAGAUCCAAAGAUGAAGCAGUUCAAUAUACAAACAUUGCUGCCGAAAAUAAUUCAUCAACGAUGGAAUUAAAGGAAGAGAUAGACAAGCUGCUUAAAAACAACAUCUCAGACUCGAAAUCUGAUGUUUCAAAAUACUUUCAGGAAAAAAGUCAGAAGAUUGGUAAACAGGAAGUAGUCCUGUCUACAUAUGCUCAAAGGGUGCAGCUGAAAUUCUUUAAGAAGUUUUUAGGAAGCGAAGGAUUUGACUUGCACAUGCGGGAAAAUGAGCUCGUCCGAGAUGUAUUUGAGUUUAGAAUGAAAGUGGAGAGUGCUCCAAGAUGUGAACUCUACGAAGCAGAAGAAGAAAAGAUCGCUAAACGUUAUAUUCCGCCUGCUGGAUCCAUAGCCUCGAUCCCUGGAGUAGACUAUGAAGAUGAUGGCAUGCUAGUAUAUAUCAGCCGUAGGGACAGAGGAAUUCGUCAGAGGAUCUACAAGUCCAAAAACGCACCUAUAAGCAAAGCACGAACCCAACUGCGGAACAAAAAACGCACGCAGGCACAGGAAAGACAUCUUGGGUACUUUAUUUCCGAAGAGGAAGAAUUCUGAUAUCCGGAAGACAACACCACCUAAGGACUCAUUAUUUUCUGUACUAUUAGUUUUUGCACUAGAAAACAAUUAAUUUUUCCUGAUUUAUUCGUUUAUUUAUUAGGUAGAAUACCGUAGAAAUCCCGAAAAAAUUGUAAUCUUAGUUUUUUUUUUUUUGGUUAUGGUAUUUAAAUUAUUUACUCACUGUAUUCUACGAUUUGCCAACAAAAGGAAAAGGAAUAUGACAUUUAGUUGCAAUACUA